GAGAGGGACGAGGCUGGCGCGGAAAUUUGAACGUUUUACAACGAGUGGAGCGGGAGUUUCGUUUCUUCAUUUUGGACUAUCAUGGAGGACCCAGUGGAGCAGUACCGGAGAUAUGUCUCCAAAGGAAAGCAAGAGGCCCGUGAUGGGAACCUGGAGGAAUCCAUCCGACUGUUCAGACAAGCUUUAGCAAUCCAUCCCAGUGAAAAGCUGACGAAGAACAUCAAAAAGAUGGAGGAAGCCUUGGCUUCUUUGGCCCUGGACCAGGAGGAGGAGGAUAGCUUUGUGGAUGUGUGUCAGAGCGGCCUGAUGAUGUACGGGGAAAUGUACGACAAGCUCUUUGAGCACCAGAGAGAAGGGGUGGCCUUCUUGUACGGCUUGUACAGAGAUGGAAAGAAAGGGGGCAUCUUGGCAGACGACAUGGGCCUGGGCAAGACCAUUCAGAUCAUUGCUUUCCUUUCAGGCAUGUUUGAUGAGGAACAUAUCAAAUCUGUGCUGCUAAUUGUGCCAACCACCCUCAUCAGCAACUGGACGAAAGAGUUUGCCAGCUGGACUCCAGGGCUGCGGGUGAAAGUCUUUCACGGGACCUGUAUAGCUGAACGCAACAGAAAUCUUGAGUGGAUCCAGAGGAGGCAUGGUAUCCUACUCACAACGUACCAGAUGGUGCUCAACAAUUGGCAGCAGCUCGCCAGCUUUGGCAAUAAGGAGUUUGUUUGGGACUAUGCCAUUCUUGACGAAGCGCAUAAAAUUAAAACUCCAUCGGCCAAAACGACUAAAUCGGUGCACGCCAUUCCUUCCAAAAACCGUAUCCUCCUCACAGGGACCCCGGUCCAAAAUAACCUGAAAGAACUCUGGGCCCUCUUUGACUUUGCUUGUCAAGGCUCACUCCUUGGGACCAUGAAAACCUUUCGGAUGGAAUACGAGAACCCGAUCACAAGAGCCAGAGCGAAGGAUGCGACGCCAGGAGAGAAGGCGCUGGGCCUUAAGAUCUCUGAAAACCUGAUGUCCAUCAUCAAGCCCUAUUUCCUGAGACGCAGCAAAGACGAGCUAAAGAAGACAGUUAAUCUUGAACAGAAAAGCAAUCUUCCUGCCCUUCAAAGUAAGGAUGCGGCUCCUCCGAUGCCAUCUCUCCCCAGAAAAAAUGACUUCAUCGUAUGGGUGUACUUGGCACCCAUACAAGAAGAGAUAUACAGGAAAUUCAUUUCUUUGGAUCAUAUCAAGGAGUUGCUGAUGACAACAAGGUCUCCGUUGGCUGAACUGAAUAUCCUCAAGAAGCUCUGCGAUCACCCCAGAUUGUUAUCUGCAAGAGCCUGCAGCCAACUUGGUCUGGAAACAUCCAGUUGUUAUGACCUGGAUGGGGAUGAAAACGAAGCCAAUGACGUUCUGCACCAGAACAUUGAACACCUUUCUGAUCAGGUUCUGAUUGAGGAGUCUGGAAAGUUGCUUUUCCUUGUGGCCCUGCUGGACCGACUGCAAGAAGAGGGCCAUAGGACGCUUGUGUUCUCUCAGUCAAGGAAAAUGCUAGACAUUAUUGAGCGCAUUUUAACUCGCAGGCGCUUCAAGCUCAUGCGCAUCGACGGAACGGUGACUCAUUUGACGGAGCGAGAAAAAAGAAUUGGGAUGUUUCAGAAGAACAGCGAAUACUCCGUCUUUUUGCUCACGACCCAAGUCGGUGGAGUUGGCUUAACCUUAACGGCCGCAACCAGAGUGGUGAUCUUUGAUCCUAGCUGGAAUCCAGCUACAGAUGCUCAGGCUGUAGACAGAGCUUAUAGAAUUGGGCAAAAAGCCAACGUGGUGAUCUACCGGCUCAUUACCUGCGGGACGGUCGAAGAGAAAAUCUAUCGCAGGCAAGUCUUCAAGGACUCGCUAAUCCGCCAAAGCACAGGCGAGAAGAAGAACCCAUACAGAUAUUUCAGUAACCAAGAACUGAGAGAGCUCUUCACGCUGGAAGACCCCCGAAGCUCAUCGACACAACUCCAAUUGCAGUCCUUGCAUUCCUCCCAAAGGAAGACGGACACUCAGCUGGACGAGCAUAUUGCGUACCUCCACUCGUUGGAAAUAUUUGGCAUCUCAGACCAUGAUUUGAUGUAUACGCAUGAAACGGUUAACGAAGAUGAAGCAGAGAAUGAAGAAGAUCACCGAUACAUUGAACACAGAGUACAGAAAGCCCAGGAGUUGGUGCAGCUAGAGUCACAAUUGAAAGACCAGUUGGUAGAAAGCAUGGGAAACACAACCGAAGGAGCGUGGCUGAGAGAAACGGAAUUAUCUACCCAGCCAAAGAAGAAAACACCCAGACCUCCUCAGAAUCAUGUCUCACCUGCACCAGUUCAACCCACAAGUGAUGGAGUGGUUGAUCUUGUAACUGAUAAUGAAGAUGACAACAUGAGUGAUGAGGGCAGUGAUUGUCACAUUAUCAAUGUAAGCUCUAAAAUGGCAAGUCUAGUUAUUGAGGAUGUGGAUGACGAACAAAUACUUCAGGACAUAUCUAACAUGGAUGUAUCCCUUUCCAAGAAGAAGGAAGACAAACCAGCCAGGCUACAAGCAUAUGAGCAAGAGCAUGAUCAGAGGACCAUGUCCCCUUUGCCUCGAUCCAACUCCUUCUCUAACAAGGAGAAUUCCCACCCAGAACUCCAGAUGAUCUCCAGUGAUCCGCUUGCCCAAGAUGUUGACAAUGAACAGCUUUGGAACAAAUCUGACAUGGAUGUAUCUGUUUUCAAGAGUGAAGAUUGCAGAUCACCCAGGCUACGAGAAUGUAAACAAGAGCAAGAUCAAAGCACCAUGUCCCCUUUUCCUCAAGCCAAAAAGCAGAGUUACCAUCCAGAAUUCAGUCCAACCUCCCAUGAUCCGCUUGCCCUAGAUGUGGACAACAAAUCCGACAUGGACAUAUCUCUUGCUAAGAAUGAGGAAUGCAAUUCACCCCAAUUACAGCAAAACAGUGAUUCGAAAAGGAUGCCAUCUUUUCUUGCUGCUCUCUCAUUAUCUUAUGAGGAAAAUCGCAGUCCUGAAUCCCAAACAAUUCCCUGUGAUCUAUCUGCUGAAGCAAGCGUCAAGUUUGAUGAUGUCCAAGUGGAACCAUUGCACCAGUUAUCUGCCUCCAGUGAUGAUGAGAAACUAACUAAGACUGAACUAACAUCUGAUGUUAAAAAACUGCAUGAAGAAGCUAGUGAAAUUUAUGAGUUAGAUACUUCAGUGCCAUUUCAGCCACAUGCCAAUAAUACCUCAAAGUGCAGUGCAGUGCAGAAAUCUGAAAUUAUGCUGGAAGAGGAAUCCUUCACGACUCCUUCCCCAUACCAAACUGAUUUCAACCUUGUCUUAGAUGAUUCUGAAGAUGGUCUGCAAGUUGCUUUAGGAGAAGAAAUGUCACUGGAGGAAACAGAAAAUGAAGGAUUUCAGCUGCAGCUGGACAGUCACCAUAGCUCUGCAUCUCAUUCUUGGGCUGGAGGAAACGAAGGCAAUGGAAGCCUUCAGCCUAGGAAAGAUAUGAUGGGGUCUCCACUUAUGGAAGGCUUUAAUAGACUUUCUGAUGCUUCAAUGGACAACAGUGAGAUUUCUCUUAGAUAUAAGAAGAAGCCAAUUAGAAGAAUAGUUUCAGACGAUGAAGAGGAGCAACAUGAUUCUGUUACAGAACUUGAUGAUAGUGAACAUGAGAAAAUAUCAGCCUUGAACAACAUAGGUAGGAUCUGUAUGUCAACCCCAAAGGCCAAUGAGUCCAUGGCCAGUCUCGGUUUCUCUCCAAGACUGAAGGUCAGUGGAAGACGGUCAACCGCCUCUCGAAGAUCCCUGGCCAAUUUAGUCAUGGAUCAGGUGGAGGACAUGGCAGAGGUGGUGGAACCUGAGAGCGAAGGGCCUCCUCAAAGUUCUUUGCAGGAAAGCUUAGAAAGUGAAAUGAGCAAGUCCUACAGUGACCAGGAGCCAUCGGAGCUGGAAGAAGAGCCCUCAGGUGAGACAGUAGACUCGGAGGACACAUCCAGCUAUAUGCCUGAGAUAAGCUCUCUUGGGGACGAGUCUUCGUUUUGAAGCUCUUUGGAAGGACCAGCCCUGCUCUUCUUGAGCUCACUAUCAUUGACAGUCCCUAGGAGAAAAUACGACAUUAUUCCUCUGUUGCCAGCACACGCUAUCUUGAGUUUUUCUUCCAUUUGCACACUUUUGCGAUCCGGAAAGAACAGUUAUGAGUUUGAGUUGCUCGCUGCACUUUGGCAUAAGUUUUACAGACAACUCAACGCUAUUUGUAUUUGCAUGCUUGACCUGUGUAGUUCUACUGAAUUUAGCCUUGAAUUUAGCAUCAUGUAGUAAAGGGGGGAAAUUGUUCUUCUAAUUGGAUAAAAUAGAUUCGGACAGCCUUAUCCUCCUGAACUUAAUUUAUCUUCGAAGUCUGCUUGUCGUGAUUUCUCUUGGAGCCUGUUAGAAAUAUACUUGUUUACAAAA
Anolis carolinensis (green anole) is the source of this 4422-nucleotide messenger RNA. Its product is annotated as DNA excision repair protein ERCC-6-like. The record is from RefSeq and is a predicted model, not a curated record. The transcript has 2 exons. The coding region runs from base 82 to 4014 and encodes 1310 amino acids. Gene Ontology annotation, molecular function: DNA translocase activity; ATP-dependent chromatin remodeler activity; protein binding. NCBI's taxonomy places the organism in Eukaryota, Metazoa, Chordata, Lepidosauria, Squamata, Anolidae.